AUGGUUCGUGUCGUUACUCGAGUCGAGCUCGAGCCACCUUUUGAUGAGCCUUACUUGGCUAGUUCACUUCAAGAUUUCUGGGGUAAGAGGUGGAACCUCAUGGUAACCAAUAUACUCCGUCCGACCGUUUACGAUCCUGUCCUGUCUAUAAUGUCAGACCGGAUCCACAGGAAGUGGGCCCCACUUCCUGCUGUUCUCGCGACGUUCUUCGUCUCGGGGCUAAUGCAUGAAGUGAUUUUUUACUACAUUGGAAGAUUGAAGCCUAGUGGUGAAGUCAUGGUCUUCUUUCUCAUUCAUGGAUUGGCUUUGGCUCUUGAAAUUGUGAUCAAGAAAGUGUUGAAUGGCAGAAUUUGGAUUCCUAGAAUUAUCUCAGGACCAUUAGCAUUAGCUUUUAUAAUUUUCACCAGCUUUUGGUUCUUCUUUCCACCAUUUUUGAGGGGUCAAACAGAGCUUAAAGCAUGUACUGAAUCUCUAGCUUUCUUAGAAUUCCUCAAGCAUGGGAAACUAGUUAGUCCAACUAAUAUGAUAUGUCCACUCUUGUAA
Messenger RNA from Nicotiana tabacum (common tobacco), 543 nucleotides. Lineage: Eukaryota; Viridiplantae; Streptophyta; Magnoliopsida; Solanales; Solanaceae. The record is from RefSeq and is a predicted model, not a curated record.